Molecule: messenger RNA, 2202 nt
Organism: Prosopis cineraria
Lineage: Eukaryota; Viridiplantae; Streptophyta; Magnoliopsida; Fabales; Fabaceae
Exons: 7
Coding region: 283-2061 (592 amino acids)
Source: RefSeq, a predicted model, not a curated record
CCGUUAGAUCCAACGGCCACAAUUUCCUCAAAAUUAAAAUUCAAGAAAGCUGCCUCUGAAACUGAUGAAAGUUGCCCAAUUCAAUUCCUCUGUCGAAUGAAACGAACAAGAAAGGAAGACAUAUCUGAAGCAGUAGUAAGUACACAAAUUAUAUAUUUAGCGGCUUCAUCUCCAAAUCCGAAGUUUAUAUCGCAUCAGCGAGUUCAAUUAAGUCGAAGGUAGUGAGUGAUUCUUGAGUUACCUCCUCUGAUCUUUCACAUUUUGAUACUUCUAGGGCUAAAAAUGCCACCUGGGUCUGCCCUCACGCUUCAUUCGGAUAGCGAUGAAGAUAAAAAGCGUUUAAUGGCGUUGAGUAUAACGGACUUGAUUUCGAUUUUGCGAACUGCGUAUCAGACGGUGGAUUAUGAUCGGGUGGAGGACGUAUUGAUUGCUAAGGAAACCAAACUUAAGACCGAGAUUGGGGUACUCAGCGGGCAAUUAGAGAUGGAGAGGUCAGAGAGGAUGAAUGUUGAAGAGCAAUUGAAGGCAUACAAGGAGCAAUGUGAGAAGGGAAAGAAAGCUGAAGAGAGAUAUGAGAGGCUGUUGGAAGCCGUGAAGAAGAAUAAUAGCUUGGACGAUGGAAACAGCAUUACUGAGCUGAGGAUGAUGAACCGUAAAUUGGAGGACGAAAAUUGUAGGGCUGAAUCUGAGGCGGAAUCGUGGAAGAGGAAAUGUGAGGAGUUGAAUCGGCGGCUUUUGAUGGUCGAGAAAGGUGCGAGAUCGUUCGUGAAUGAAGAUACCCGUGUUGAAAUGGGGGGAAACGCCGAGGAUCGUUCUGGAGUUGGAAGAAACAAUGAUCCAGGGAUUUCUACUGAAGCAAUAGACGAAAUGGAAUUGGAAAUGAAUGAAGUUGUUGCACGAGAACAAGAUUAUGCAAAUGCCGCAGCAGACUCCUCUCCUUUGCAGAGAAUUUUGACGUCAGAUGUAGAGAAUGCCCAGCUAGAAACAGAGGAUACACAAUCAGAUACAGAGGAUGAACAAGAUGAUGAAUAUGCAAGGCAACACCGCGAGGCUUACUACCAACGUGGAGGCUGGCAUGUUGAGGUGCAAGAUUCAUCUGGAAAGUCAUAUUGGCGCAAUAUGUUUGAGAGGGAUGUAUGGCUGCUCCCAAAGGGAGACCGAGUUAUGGUUCAUUUUAAUGAAUAUGGCCAGCCAGAUGAUAAUGGAGGCGGGUUGUUGGGACAAUUCCUAUCGAAUAUAGCAAUAAAUCCUAAAAUUUGCCCCAUCAGGUAUCCUAGGUGGACCAAGUUCCUAGCUAAAUUGAAGAAUGAUCUUUUUAGAGAUAUUAUUCAGGCUCACUUUGUGGUCACUGAAGAGCACAAAAAGUACUGCAUGACGAAAUUGGGGCAUAGAUGGAGGCAAGGAAGAUUAAAUUUGUAUAAUGGGUUGCAAGAUGGAACGAAGACAAAGGAGGAGCUACUAAAGAAGGUCCCUAGCCAAGUUCCGUUUGAAGAUUGGAAAAAAUACGUCGAGUAUCGUAUGGACCCAAAAACUCAAGAGCUUGCUAAAACCAAUAAGAGGAACAGGGCGCAGCAAACCAUCCACCACACUGGAGGAUCAAAGACUCAUGCGAGGAAGAAGGCGGAGAUGGAGGCACAACAUCGAAGAAAGAUAAAUCGUACUGAGCUAUGGAUUGAAGUGAAUAAGCACAAAGAUGGGACAGUCUCUCCAUCUGUUCAGGCUAUAAUUGAUAAGAUUGUUGAAAAGCAAUCUCAGAUGGGAUCCGCUAAUGAAAUUAUUAAUUAUGGGCAAGAUGAUGUUUUAACAGAAGCCUUGGGAGUCCCAGAACGCCCUGGACGAGUCCGGGCUUUGGGGCUGGGGCCGACCCCGACCCAGGUGUUUACUGGCUUUGGUUCACGCUAUUCAAGAACCGCAAAAGUGGAGCAAUUGGAAGAGCACUUACGACAAUCAAAUGAGAAAGUAACUUCACUGGAGCGAGAGAUAGAGGAAUUAAGGGCAUUGAAAUCAAAGCUCCCACAACUCACGAAGAAUCAACAGAGUUCUACUCAUCUGACACUUUAGUAUGUUGCUUUUCAAUCUAAAUUUGUUUGUUUGUUUAUAAUCGUAUUGUGUAGAGUUUAUUCCGACAUUGCAGCACAAACCAUGUUGAUGCAUGUUUAGUUUUUCAAUUUUUGUGGGAACAAAUGAAUUGAGCUUGCUUGA